This is a messenger RNA of Nomia melanderi (Alkali bee), 1095 nucleotides long. RefSeq names its product eukaryotic translation initiation factor 4E type 3. Lineage: Eukaryota; Metazoa; Arthropoda; Insecta; Hymenoptera; Halictidae. The record is from RefSeq and is a predicted model, not a curated record. Gene Ontology annotation, molecular function: RNA 7-methylguanosine cap binding; translation initiation factor activity. Gene Ontology annotation, biological process: translational initiation. Gene Ontology annotation, cellular component: eukaryotic translation initiation factor 4F complex.
UGGUUUCAUCACUCUCGAACCGCGUGACAAAAAUUUACAUUGGUUAUUCAGUUUAUCUUAUCUCUCGUCGAUGCUGUCACUCGUUUGUACGCUCUAUUGCGCCAAUCACAUUAUGAUUGACGUUAUGACGGCAGAUACGUCGGCGGGAAUCGGAAUUGGAGGUUCUUUCGCUUUAUAAAAGGUGGCGGGAAUCGUAUUUGGAGAGUCGCCUCUUGGUGGUGCCACAUAUUUCUCGUCGUUUCGAAUAUGGCCGCAGUGGAGUGCGAAUCGAAAGACAACAACUCAACGGAUUUGUCGAAAACGCCGGUAUUUUCGGAUGACACUGUAAAAACGAUCGAAAAACAUGAAUCGCUGGGAAUACCAUUGCAAACUCCUUGGACUCUCUGGUUGGGCAAAGUUGCAUCGGGCACAACUGUUGAAGAAUAUAAACAAAAUUUGACGAAGAUUUAUACUGUGAAUACAGUACAGAGUUUUUGGGCAGUCUUCAAUAAUAUACCAAAUGCUAGCGCUAUGCAGGUUAAAUAUAGUUAUCAUUUAAUGAGAGAUGAAAGAUAUCCGUUGUGGGAGGAACCGGUUAAUCAACAUGGUGGAACAUGGAGAUUAAAGUGCCAUAAAUCUGAUACUGAUAAAAUUUGGAAGGAAAUGGUGCUUGCAGCUAUUGGAGAACAAUUUGCAGAAUGUGUGGCUGAGGAUGAUGAUGUCUGUGGAGUAACUGUGUCGAUUAGGGACAGGGAAGACAUAAUUCAAAUAUGGAAUACAACAGCUUCUUCAGCGCCAAAAGCAACUGUUUUACAAAAAGCACAUUCUUUACUACCUAAUGUGAAUUUUUCAGAAUUUUACAAACCUCACCAGACUCAUCACGCUUAUGACCGUCGUUAAAAAUGUCAUAUAUUUACUAAUAUACUAAUUGAUUAGCUAACAUGAAAGCAGAAAAUACUAGCCACAUCAAUAUUUUUACAAGGAAUUUAAAUUUUAUGGCAAUGUUCUAUGAAGAUAUAACAAAUUAAACUAUACAAAAUAUGAAUUUGUUAAUAAUAAACUGUUUAUUAUAAAAACUUAAGAAUCGUUAAUAUUGUAUCUAUUUUAAACUGUCAA